Pseudozyma flocculosa PF-1 is the source of this 1551-nucleotide messenger RNA. RefSeq lists its product as uncharacterized. Gene Ontology annotation, cellular component: fungal-type vacuole. The transcript has a single exon. Gene Ontology annotation, biological process: proteolysis. Gene Ontology annotation, molecular function: zinc ion binding; aminopeptidase activity. NCBI's taxonomy places the organism in Eukaryota, Fungi, Basidiomycota, Ustilaginomycetes, Ustilaginales, Ustilaginaceae. The record is from RefSeq and is a predicted model, not a curated record. Bases 1 to 1551 code for a protein of 516 amino acids.
AUGACGGCCAUGCACCCCGCCACGGCCUCCAACCCGUCCGCCUCGAACCCUUCGCUCCUCGCCAGCGACGACAUCGCAGCAGCACGCCGCUUCCUCCGCUACGUCGAUGCCAGCCCCACCCCCUUCCACGCCGCAGCCACCUCGGCCGCCAUGCUCGAGGCCGCCGGCUUUGUCCGCCUCACCGAGUCCCAGCUCUGGGACGGCGCCGUAAAGCGCGGCGGAAAGUACUUUUACACGCGCAACCAGUCCGCCCUCGUCGCCUUUGCCGUCGGCAAAAACUUCAAGCCGGGCAACGGCGUACACGUCGUCGGCGCCCACACCGACUCGCCAAACUUCCAGAUCAAGCCCGUGUCCAAGCGCGCAAAGGAGGGCUACCUCCAGUGCGGCGUAGAGACCUACGGCGGCGGCAUCUGGGCCAGCUGGUUCGACCGCGACCUCUCGCUCGCCGGCAGGGUCAUUGUCUCGGACUCGGCCCACCACGAGUCGUUCACCGCAAAGCUCGUCCACAUCAAGCGCCCCAUCCUCCGCAUCCCCACCCUCGCCAUCCACCUCGACCGCACCGUAAACGAGGCCUUCAAGUUCAGCGCAGAGGAUCACACCCUGCCCAUCCUCGGACUCGCCUCGGACGCGCUCAACAAAAAGGCUUCCUCGUCUGCCUCGGCCGCCGCCGCCGACGACGGCAGCGACAGCGUCGGCGCCCAGGCCGUCGGGACGCCCCUCAUGACGGAAAAGCACCACAGCGUGCUCCUCGACCUGCUGGCAUCCGAGCUCGGCGUCGCCGUCGACCAGAUCCAGGACUUUGAGCUGAGCCUCUACGACACCCAGCCCGCCUCAAUCGGCGGCAUCAACCACGAGUUUAUCCACUCGCCGCGCCUCGACAACCAGAUGUCGUGCUUCUGCGCCACCGAGGGCCUGAUUGACUCGCUCUCGUCGCCCUCGGCCCUCGACGACUCGGCCUCGAUCCGCGCCAUUGCCCUGUUUGACAACGAAGAGGUCGGCAGCGUCUCGACCCACGGCGCCGAGUCCAACAUGCUCAGCUCCCUCGUCCACCGACUCGUCUCGAUCCACAUCGACGGCGCCAGCAGCGACGCCAGCGACGCCGGCGCACCGCACCCGACGGCCGUCGACCGCUCGAUUGCCAAGUCGUUCCUCGUCUCGUCGGACAUGGCGCACGGCUUCCACCCAAACUACCCGUCCUACUACGAGGAAAACCACCGGCCCAAGCUCAACGGCGGGCCCGUCAUCAAGACCAACGUCAAGCAGCGCUACGCCACCACGGGCCCGACGGCCUUUCUCAUCCGCCGCAUCGCCAAGCUCGCAGACGUGCCCCUCCAGUCGUUUGUCGUCAAGAACAACAUGCCCUGCGGCUCCACCAUCGGGCCCAUGCUCAGCAAGCUCGGCAUCCGCACCGUCGACCUCGGCAACCCGCAGCUCAGCAUGCACUCGAUCCGCGAAACGUGCGGAUCCCGCGACGUCGAGCUCAAGAUCCGCCUCUUCCAGCACUUUUUCGAGAGCUUUGAAAAGGUCGACGCCCAGCUCACCACCGACUAG